CCCCGGUUCCUCAUGGACUUCUGUGAAGAGGAACUCAAUACAUAUUAGUUGAGUUUCCAAGUGGGAUAGAAUUUUCAGCACACCUCCUCUUUAUUAUGUGGGAAUCGUUAGCCUGUGUAGGCUCAUCUGUUGCUGUAUUAAACUGCAAAAAGCGAGAAAACAAGUUGCUGCAGGUCUCUGAGCAAUAAAGGUUUUUGUCCCACGAGAAUGUACUAUAUGUACUAUUAGCAAUGGCUUGGACUUUGAUUAUUUUUUGCAAGCUCUUCAUUCUGUGCACACUGCAAUACAUGAGAACAAUCACCGCACAAGAAGUUUCUCCUUUGCAUGUGAAAAUUAAAAAUGGGACUGUGAAACCGGCUUAUAUCAGCAUUACUUGGGACUGCAAUAUUACAGAGGAAAUGAAAAAUUACAAAUAUUGUGCUACGAUAAAAGAAAAAGACGCGGCACUUGAACAGCCCAUAGAUAUAAACAACUGCUCCGCUGAAUUCUUUAUUGGUAACUUUGGUGUAGCUCUGAACUUACAUGAAGGAGUAUCUGUGAAAAUUAAAGCAAACAAUGAUGAAGCUGAAAAUAUUAAAUGGACAACAUUCUAUCCUGAAGGAGAAAACCAAACGUCUGCUGAAAAUGUUGGCUGCAGUCUGUAUCAUGACAGUGUUGUGAACUGCUCGUGGGAUUUUGGCAAAAAAGCUCCCAAAGACACAAUUUAUUCAUUGCGGCUCUACCAAUCAAACACAUGGGAGGAAUGUCAAGACUAUAAGACUGAUUUAGCAGCAAGACAAAUGCACUGCUCUUUUAAGGUUUUAAAGAUUCAAUAUAAACAACGGGCAUAUUUAGUUGUGGAAGGAUCAAGCAACACAACACCAAUUCUGUUUUAUGAUCAGUGGAUCAAUUUGUGUGAAAACGAAAUACUGAUGCCUCCCAGAAACAUACAUAUAAAUGCAAGUACUCAUGGUGUUGAAAUUAAGUGGGAAAAGCCUGAAAAACAAACACAUCAUCCAGACCACUGUUUUAAAUAUGAAAUCACCUUAAAGGAAGAAAAAAUGCAGGAUAAAACCUACAAUGUAGAUAUGAAAUUACACUUUACCGUCCAUGAAUUCACAUCAAACCAGCAAUUUCAACUAAAAGUGAGAGCGAAAAGGGACUUUGGAUGUUCGGACACAAAAUGGAGUAAAUGGAGUGAAACCUCUAAAUUUGUUCCUUCUGCGGGCCCCCUCACACACACUCACCUGUUUAUUCUUCUAGCAAUAGGCACGGUCAUUGCCGUAACAGCCCUAAUAUAUGUCUGUCACAGAUUCCAGGUACUGAAAAAAGUAUUUCCCCCAGUGCCAGCACCUGUAAUAAAAUUACAAAGUUUGGACCAAGACGAGCUAAAAGAGCUACAGGAGAACCUUCCUACUUCUGCAUCUGAAAAACUACCAGACAAUGAAGAAGACAUUAAAAUCUGUGAAAUCGAUAAUUGUUGAAGAAUAGAAGAUAUUUGUGCAGAAGAUAUUUAUUUUGAAAAUAUAUAUAAGUAACUGUUACUGUUCUUUAUGCAGCUUCACAAAGCUCCACAAUGGGACAAUAACUGCGA
This is a messenger RNA of Xenopus tropicalis (tropical clawed frog), 1573 nucleotides long. Its product is annotated as granulocyte-macrophage colony-stimulating factor receptor subunit alpha. NCBI's taxonomy places the organism in Eukaryota, Metazoa, Chordata, Amphibia, Anura, Pipidae. Gene Ontology annotation, biological process: cytokine-mediated signaling pathway. Gene Ontology annotation, cellular component: membrane. Gene Ontology annotation, molecular function: cytokine receptor activity. The coding region runs from base 231 to 1463 and encodes 410 amino acids. The transcript has 11 exons. The record is from RefSeq and is a predicted model, not a curated record.